GGGAAAAUGGACUUGCCUAGCCCACAGGUUGUCGAUGCCAGCAGGUUGUGGCCAAAGCAGCAUGGUAAUGCCAAAAUCUGGGUGUCAACGUGCCUAGAAGCUCUGGUCGGGCUUCAAAGUAGUCACCAAUGUCCCCUCAUGGGAUAUAUAUAGACCAGGUUCAAAUGCUCUCCUCAUCUAGAAAAAUUUCUCAACUCUCUCAGGAUCAAGCACCCCAUGAAUGAACUUAGUAACAAAGUACAAGGCUAUAUUAGCCCAGGUUUAGAAUGCAGAGCCACCACUGCCCUCACGGGCACGCCACACCGCCUUGAAUUAGUGUAGUAUCAAGGGCAAAGCUAUAUAUUAGCCCAAGGUUCAUCUCUAAAUAUGUUUGUCUGUUACAGGACUUGAAUAUUUCACCAGAUUCAAUACUGCAGAAUGUAGAUGAGUAGACAGUUCAUAGUCUCAAUGGAUGCAGAGUGACUGAUCAAAUUUUGCGUUUGGUCCCAAAUAUUCAGAGCUUUCGUACUACACUGAGAUGUGUGACACUCUGGGCAAAGCGACGUGGGGUUUAUUCAAAUGUUUCAAGGUUUCUUGGUGGUAUCAAUUGGGCGUUACUUGUUGCUCGUAUAUGCCAACGUUACACAUGGUGUAUCAUGUCUCCGAUAAUUUACUUCAUGAUGCUAGUAGCAAUCAAGAAACUUUAAUCUUUUGUUCUCAAACCCUCAGAAGCAAGGUACAACGAGAUUUUGAAGAGCUGUCUUCUGAAGCUUUUCGCCCGUUACGGGAUUUAUUAAAUGAUCCCUGCUUCUACACUUGCUUCUCACCCAUUGGUGCUAACAGCUCUCUCUAGCUUGAAUUCUGAUAUCCUUUCAGAGGCAUCCGUGAAUGUUAUAUAAUCAUCAUUUUGGUGAAGAUGAUUGAUGACUUGAUGAAGCUGAAGAGAGCUGUGGAUGAAGUUAUUUUCAGAGAAUUUGGAGAGCACACUGAAUAUUAUUAUUUUUAUGAUUUUGUAUUGUCAUAUUGUAUUUAAAGGGGUUUUAUAAGUUUUUUAAGUUUUUUCAUUUUUUAAUAUAUGUAAGCACAGAUAAUUUUUUUUAUUUAAUUCCUUUGUAUAUAGUUUUGAAUAUUUAAUUUCCAUUUAUGAAAUAUAUGACGUUAUUCUA
Camellia sinensis is the source of this 1145-nucleotide messenger RNA. The record is from RefSeq and is a predicted model, not a curated record. Lineage: Eukaryota; Viridiplantae; Streptophyta; Magnoliopsida; Ericales; Theaceae.